CUCGCUCAGUCGAGAAUUAGACGCCACAGCGUUCGGUUAUCACCUCUCUGUCUCUUUCACUCUCUGCCUCAUACUGUCUCUUUCUCACACAGCUGUCACUGUCUCUGUCCAACAAACACACACUUGCUCCCCCGCCGACUCCGGUGGAAAAGUGUGAAAAGUUGUAUACAACACAAACACUAUGUUUCUGGCCGUAAACCAGAGCCUUCAGAAUGGCAGCAAAAAAAAACGAAAACGCCGACCGGCAGGACAACAGGACACCGACUCGCCCGAUAGCCUGGCCGAUGAUCCUGCCACUGGGCCGUCCCUUCAAGCAAUUCCGUCCAGCGACCAGCUGGUGCUGAAAGGAUCCACCGCCGAGUGCCAGGUGUGCCAGUGUCCUGGCCGCAAGUCCUUCAUCCUGAUCUACAUCUACCUGGGCGCUCUGUCGCUCAUCCUGGCCAGCCUGACGAUCGUCUUCUACACCCAGGAUCAGUCGGGAUCGGUGCCCAUCGAUAGUCCGGCCAGGACGAGGGCGUUUCGGGCUCAGUUCCAGGCGGAGCUGGUGCGAUCGGAGGAUGUCCUGCGAACAAUGGUUAGCCGCUUGCUGGAGGCCGAGCAGGAGCAACACCAGCAGGAUCAGGCGCAGGUUCAGGCUCAGGCCCAGGAGAGCUCUGCUCCCAGAUCCUAUGAUCCUUUGAAGAACGAACGGAAGUUCACGGACAACCUGAUCAGUCACACCCCAAGACCCACGGGAAAAAGGAUGCGAAGGGAUGUUACGUCCUCGGAGCCGACAUCCUCCAUGCACGCCGAUCCCGUCAUAGAGUUCUUCAACCCCAACCACCGCAAGGUCCUCGAGGAGCAGGACACGGAAAUCCGGAAGAGGACCGGCCAGAAGGGUGCCGCUCCCGGGGGCGAUGAGUGGAUCUAUCUGAACACCUAUUGCCGCGUUCCGGAGAAGAUCAUCACGGGCUUCUGCAAGGGCACCCAGGACUACUGUCCGCCGGCGCCCCAGGGUCCGGUGGGCGAGGCGGGUCCCAAAGGACCCACCGGAAAUCCGGGUCUGCCGGGCAUACCCGGUCCCAAGGGUAACCGCGGGGAUGUGGGCCUGCCGGGAGCGCCGGGUGUGGACGGGGUGGGUCACCAGGGACCGGCAGGACCUCGAGGGCAGAAGGGCGAUGCGGGCGCCGUGGGACGGGCGGGACUGGACGGUCGGGACGGAGUUCCUGGGGAGCCGGGACUCGACGGAGUGCCGGGACGGGCGGGAGCCGACGGCAAGAACGGCCUGCCCGGCAGGGAUGGCAAGGAUGGGCUGCACGGCAAGGAUGGCAAGGACGGUCUGUCCAUAACAGGACCCAAGGGCGCCCAAGGACCUCCCGGAGAGAGGGGCUUGAAGGGCAUCGCAGGACCUCGCGGUCGUCCUGGCAAGCCCGGCACCAACGGCACUCCCGGAGUCCCCGGAAUCAAUGCCUGGAAGAUGCAGUUCCCCAACGGCAGCUCCUCCAAUGAUCUCCUCAUUCCGCCCUCCAUAACAGACUUGCAUAAUCCUGAGUUCCAUCGCACGAUUAUUGUGGAGGAAGGACGCUCCUUGAACUUGAGCUGCUCUGCCACCGGAAAUCCAGCUCCUCAGGUGGAGUGGCGACGCGAAGAUGGUCGGACCAUCAAUGUCAAUGGGAUGGAAAUGGCAUCUAUUAGCGGACAAUACCUGAAGUUCAUCAACAUUACGAGGCACCAAAUGGCGGCCUACACCUGUUAUGCCAACAACGGAAUAGCUCCAGUUGCCAAUGCCACUUUCAUAGUGGAAGUUCAUUUUGCCCCCAUGAUAUCGGUUUAUAGACAAACCAUCUAUGCCGAAUACCAGAGUAGCGCCACUUUGGAGUGCCAAGUGGAGGCCUUCCCGGAGGCCAUUCGUUACUGGGAAAGGGCCUACGAUGGCAAGAUCCUAGAUCCCAGCGACAAAUACGGCAUAGAAUCUUAUCCAGAUGGGAACUUUAAGACCUCUAUGCGCCUAACCAUCAGCAGUUUGCGCAAAGAUGACUUUGGCUACUACCACUGUGUGGCCAGAAAUGAAUUAAAUGCCACGAUGGUUAACUUUGAAGUGGCUCCUCAAGAUCCUAACAGUGAGACACCCUAUGUGGGCAAUAGCAUCAAAGUCUACGGCCAAAGACCGCCAGAAAGUGAAUGUCCUGUUUGCGACCAGUGUCCAGAUCCUAGUCUCUACCAAUGCAAGGACUCUAUCCUGAAUAAUUUUGAAAUACAAGCCACUGGAAAUCUGAGUUAUCCUGGCUUACCAAAAAGGCAAAAGACCUGCUAUUUAUAUGCUGUUGGAAAACCCGUUUUCCACAAAGUCGUUAAUGAAAAGUUCGGUUCCUGGCUGAGAGAUCCUGCCCCCGAAAGUGAUCGGGAGAAGACGUUCGUCACCAACGAGAACGAUCCUUACAACCUAUUUGAGUUCACAACUCGGAUCCAAUACCGCAUGAAUAGUGUGCCCAGAAGAAAGUACGAGAUACCCGAGGGUUUCUAUGGUAAUGCUCAUGUGGUCUUCAACAAUUCCUUCUAUUAUCACCAAAGAAAUUCGGAUUUGGUGGUGAAGCUGGACCUGACGAGUCUAAAAAAGAUAACCACACAACUACCGUAUGCUGGAGUGGCUUCCGCCAAUAGGCUCUACACCACGGACUACAAUUACAUGGACUUUAAUGUGGACGAAGUGGGUCUCUGGGUGAUCUACAGCACCUACAACUCCAACAACACUUUGGUGGCUAAGUUGGAUUCUGAGACCCUCAAGAUGCAAUACAACUUCAACAUCACGCUGGACCAUCAUCAGUUUGGUGAAAUGUUUAUUGUUUGCGGAAAUCUGUAUGCCAUUGACUCUGGAACGGAUAAAAAUACACAGAUCCGAUAUGUGGUGGACUUGUAUAAGGGAAAACUAUUAAAUACAAAUCUGCCCUUCUCAAAUCCAUUCAGUCAUACCACCACAGUGGGCUACAAUCCCUUGACAGUGGAACUCUACUCUUGGGACAAAGGCAACGCCCUCACAUAUCCCAUUCGAUAUAAUGAACAGCGUCUAAUAACCGACAACAGUUAGGAUAUAUCUUUGUUUCCGAGAUCUUUAAGAUCCGAAACUGAGAUCUGAGAGAUACUUCGCUCAAAUCGCACUAGUCUAAGUCUAAGGCUUAUUGAAUAAAUAAAAGAAACUGUUUUUUUUUUCUAUUAAUAA
Molecule: messenger RNA, 3196 nt
Organism: Drosophila ananassae
Lineage: Eukaryota; Metazoa; Arthropoda; Insecta; Diptera; Drosophilidae
Exons: 15
Coding region: 182-3064 (960 amino acids)
Biological process (GO): signal transduction
Source: RefSeq, a predicted model, not a curated record